UUUUCAACUCAGGUUCACGAGAUUGAGGCCAGCGAACUAAGAAGCUCCCAAAACUCCAAGCAUAUUCGUCAAGUUCAUGAGAUACUCCAGAGCCAUGGAUUUCUCAAGAUAAACUUAAAUUUCCCCGAUGAGUCAAGCAUUUAUCUCACGCAAUUGAUCUCGUCCUUGAGCGCGAGUCAUGGCCAUGGGCUACCUAUUACACAUAGCUCAACCCGAGGUUGGUUUUGGGAUGUACGACCACAGCCCACGGCAAAAAUAUCAUCACCAUCAAGUUCAGAUCAUCAGAUAUCGCUACCAGAAAUUGUCCCAGCACGCUCUGAGACCGCCGAAUCGUUCCCCUGGCAUACAGACUGCAGUUAUGAAGAAUGCCCGCCACAAUAUUUUGCCCUCCAAAUUAUCCACGCCGAUGCCUGUGGAGGCGGCACUCUUUCUGUACUGGAACUGACACGGCUCCUGCCUUUACUGUCCGCCACGGCGCGAAAAUACUUGUCAAGGGCUGAAUACCGUAUUAACGUCCCACCGGAGUUCAUCAAGAAAGGCAAUCAAAGUUCCAUCAUCGGCAGUGUUUUGACCAAUACCGGGCGCGGGUUACGUUUCCGUGAAGACAUUAUCACGCCGCUGACGACAAGCGCGGGCCAAGCGCUUGUGGAGCUGAAAAAUGUGCUGCGGAGCCCCGGAGCGAUAUCGCACACUGUAUCUCUUUCGUCAGAAUUACUGCCGAGUGGGUCGAUUGUUUUGAUCGACAAUCGACGAUGGCUUCAUGGAAGGAGCACCGUGUGGGACCCGAUGAGACAUUUAAGAAGAGUUCGCUGGGACGCCAAACCUUUUGCGGGAUACAACAGCUGCGAUGUCUCGGAGUUUCUUGUGUAUCCAGUGCAAGCAGAAGAAUCCACCAGGAAACAAGAGCGAGAAGUGAAUAUAAAAAGCCUUGAGGCACCGUGUCCUCAAUUUGGGUGGCCACUUGAUGCGCAUUUACAAAGCUGCCCACAUCCCAUGCGAAUGAACACACAGCACACAAAUAGUCUGAAGGAGCUUCACGAAGCGCUGGUGAUCGCAAUUAACCAUAUUGUGGAGAGGUGGUGGAAGGACGAAGAGGCGGCAUUCCCGACAAGAAUGCCAUUAGAAGAACAUGAGGAGCGUCUUCUACAGUGGAUCGAUGGGUUGAAUAGGGACGAGGCAGAAUCUCGUCCAUUCAAAACGCACCAAGGCUCUUGGAGACCGGACUUUUUGAUUGAGGAGGUUCCUGUGUUAGAUGGAUCGGAAAAGACGAAGGAGCAAUUCCGUAUCUGUGAAAUCAACGCUCGAUUUGCAUUCAAUGGCUUUCUCAUCACUGCGUACGGGCAGGAUGGGCUACUGGCUCUGGGGUCUGAAAAUAAAGGUUUCUUGGGAGCCGCAAAGUCUGAUGAGAUCAUUGAUGGGCUUUUUGAGCUCUUUGAUCCUGAGCUUCCAUUACACCUUCUCAAAGGUGCAGAAGGGGGUCACGAUAUUCUCAUGUUCCUGGAGUGUGCAGAGCGGCGAACUGGAAUUGUUCCCAGAAUAAUUUCACCGCAAGACCUUCGACUGGUGUCAAAUCCAUCUUCCAAGACGGGAUACAAAUUAUGCAGCGUGAUUGAUGUUGAAAAAGCAUUGUCGACAAACACAAAGCAUCCGAAAUCGUCAACCUUCCUCGACGAAACAACAGGCGAAGUUCUAGAAGAAAUCAACCAGGUAGCACUUGAACUCCAUCAACAUGAACUUCGAGUGCUAUCGCACCAAAUGAUUCAACAUAUUUCGGAUCGUUGUUUCAACGAUUUCAGAUCAGUCUUCUUGGUCCACGAUAAGAGAAUGUUGGGGAUUGUCCACCAGGAAUUGGAUUCCUUGCUACACAAGUACAAUGUUCUCAGCGAGCGCCAAGCCGAAGUCCUUCGCCAUGGUAUUGUUCAAACCAUCCUUCCGGGGUCACCGGAGCUUAGGAGCUUCAUCCAGCAAAGUCAAGAGUCGUCAUCAAUUAAAGACGAUUACAUCCUCAAGCCUGUGCGAGGAGGCAAGGGAGAAGGAAUCCUCUUUGGGGAUGAUUUAUCAUCUGGAGAAUGGAACGAAAAGCUACAAGGACUUGGAAGCGCAGGGUUGGUCCAGGGCAAGACAACUUACGUGGUACAGCGUCAGGUUCAACAGCCGCUCUACGAAGUCUUGCUGAGAGAAGAAGAAGGCGUCCAGCAUAAUCGUCUAGUCGGGACAUACAUGUCAGUGAACGGCAAAUACCUCGGGGUUGGAUGCUGGCGCAGUGGCCCGGGGAGGGUAUGUGCUAUCAGCCAUGGCGGCGCAUGGAUGGUUUCUGUUAUAGGAGGUAAAUGA
Molecule: messenger RNA, 2334 nt
Organism: Penicillium odoratum
Lineage: Eukaryota; Fungi; Ascomycota; Eurotiomycetes; Eurotiales; Aspergillaceae
Exons: 4
Molecular function (GO): oxidoreductase activity
Source: RefSeq, a predicted model, not a curated record